AUGUUUGCUGGCAGUGUCAAUGGCGGCUCCGAACUUCUCGAAUCAAUCUUCGCCAGAUUCGAACUCGCACGUCCGCAGCAGCUUUCCGCAACACCGUCGACUGCCCCACCCACUUUCGACCCCGCCCUCAUACCUCGCCCGACACAGCUGCCCUUCCGAAGCCAUCUUGUAGAAUGGCAGCAAGACCAUGGAAAGCCUUCUGAAGAUGUACUGUCUUCCUUUCGGAACCAUCCCGCGAACGAAGAUGUUCGCAAUGGCAUGUCAAAGCUCAAUUCGUCUUCCAAAUCGGACGAAGACAUUGAUACGCCAAAUGUCGAUGCCAUGGACGAGGAGGAGGGCGAGGACCUCAUCACCAUUGGCCUGUUUCUGAAGCCUGGUGAUGUUGUCGAGCUUCGCUCACCCGGCCGUGAGCCAGUUCUUGCCGUCUUUGUCCAGCAGCUAGACAGCAAGAGCCAGUUUUUCUCAGUCAACGGUCGAUGGUGCCAUUCUACCCUAAAUCGAGUCGCCUUUGCCAUUACCGGCUGCAUAGAUCCUGCUCUCCUCGAUCCUAUAAUCCCCUUUAUGCCCACAAAUCCUGAUAAAGCCGAUCCCAAGGGCGAGCUCCAUAUCCCGAUCGAGCUUGGCUCUCCUGUAUUAAAGAUCUUGGAAGGCAUGACAUAUGAGGCGGAACAAAUUUACCGCGCCCAUGCGCCCGUUCUCGACACAGCUUACGCGGUCCUUGCGGAUGCCAAACGAACACGCAUGAUGACUCUGUCUCAAAUAACAAAGACUCUGCUGGCUCAGAAUGAUCCGGCUUGGAGGCCUUCGCCAGCAGCGCUCCUCGCUAACGACGUGGAAGUGGUGGAAACUGUGCAUGAGUGGAUAAGGGAAUACCGCGAUUUCCUUGCCACAUCCGCCAGCACGGAUCAGGGCGCUUCAAAGAAACGAUCACAGGGAGUGACUUAUAUUGAAGACUUCUUAGCGAAGGCCCGUAGGCUGAUAGCCCUCAGUCGAACGAAUCGUGAGCCCAACCGAGGGGUGGCUGGACCCAGCAAGAAGGUUACCCUGUCGCGAGUUGAAAAGUCUCCAGGUCUUGAAUAUGUCUGGGGCGAGCGUUUCAGCCACAGUGACAAAAAGAUAAUUGACUUUUUACAAGCGUGGGUGCUUACUAUGCAAUACGCUGGUAUCAGCGGUCUCCACGCUGCUUGCGCAAGCCUCGUCAUGGCUACCGGCUGUUAUGAACCAGGGGCUGUCCAGUCGAACGGUUUUCCUGAGGACGAUGCCUUCGAAAUUCGGCGUUCGACAGGCAUGCUCUUUCUGCAGGAGAUUGGCGUUAUCUCGCCUUACGAAAACCGCACGCUCUACGAUGAACAGUUAAUGCUCCCCACCGUAAAGCUGUCCCGAAACCUAGAACUACUCAACACCAAGGCCGAGCUGACUCGGAAGAACCCUGACUUCCGAGACUCCAUGGCUCAUUUACGGCGCGACUGGGGCUCAACAACCGUCUACUGCAUUGAUGACGCUGGCGCUCAAGAGAUUGACGACGGAGUGUCCAUCGAGCGGAUAGAGGGGGGCACUUCUGAGUUUUGGAUUCAUGUGCACGUGGCGAACCCUACUGCUUUUUUCGAUAAAACACAUACUUUAUCCGGCCUUGCAGCCCACAUGACUGAGACCUUCUAUACACCAGAACGAGCUUACCCUAUGCUUCCUGCAUGGGCAGCUGGGGGCCACUUUAGUCUCGGUCGUGAUCGGCCAGUUCUUACCUUCAGUUCGCGAAUAGAUGCUGGCGGCAAUGUGCUGGAAAGUAAAAUACAGUCAGGCACAGUACACAACAUCGUCACCAUCACCCCUUCCCAGAUGUCCUCUCUCCUAGGACACCAAACAACAAUGGAGACUCGGAGAUUUGUGGUCGGCGGAGAGCCCAGAAUCAGCGACGCAUUAGCGAGUGCACCUGCGGUAUCCGCUGAACAACUUCGAGAUCUGCAAGACAUGUACACCGCGGCCCAGCGACUUUGGGAGAAACGCAAAGCUGCUGGAGCAAUCCGCCUGAAUAGGGUCAAAAACCAUGUGCGUCUUUUUGAAAGCCCUGACCGAGCUGGACUGGCCUGGAAUCCACCCUCUACAGAUCGAUCUCGCCUCGUCCAAGGCGAUCCAAUUAUCGAGGUGACGAAUAGUGUGCGACAAAGCUGGCUUGAUCUUGGUGGUACAAAACCCUCACAUAUCGUCGAAGAGAUGAUGAUCCUCGCUUGCUCGACAGCUGCAUCCUGGUGCACAGAGCGAAAAAUCCCUGCCAUAUUCAGAGGUACAAUUGCGAUGCCGAACAGUGAUGCCUCGUCCUCGGAGGAGUCCAAACUGCGAGAGAUACUGUCACGCUUGGAGCAGCAGCAGGAUAAAGCCUCUUACAAACUCAUAUCACAGUAUAUGAACUCUUUGGGUCGUGCUAUCUCACACUCAUCUCCUCUACCCCAUCGAAUAAUCGGAGUCCCAGGUUACGUCAGGGUCACGAGUCCCCUCAGGCGAUUCAGCGACAUGAUAGCCCAUUGGCAAAUCGAGGCCGCGUUACGGUACGAGGCUCACACCGGAAAGCAGUUCGACGCCAACGUAGCCUCUACUGGCGGGCGCGGGAUAUUACCGUUCACCAAACGCCAAAUGCAAGAAUCGAUCGUCACACUUUCUCCGCGAGAACGUCUCAUUGCUAGUACCAAGAGAACCUCUGAAACCUUCUGGAGCACGUUGGCUUUGCACAGAGCGUAUUACUAUAAAGAGGCGUCUCUUCCAGAAACGUUUAAGUUCUGGGUGAGAACACCUCCAGGGGAAUCCCCGCUGACGUGGGCAGGCGCGACAGGGUCACUCCCAGAGUAUGGAUUCGGAGCGCUUGUCGACUGCGGACCGGAGGACAUGCAAGCGGGUGACGAAUGGGAAGUUCGACUUGCCUGGAUUGAUGUUUUUAACCGCUUGAUUUUCGUAAAGCCUGUUCAAUUGUUGCAGCGGGCGAAUGAUUAG
Messenger RNA from Parastagonospora nodorum SN15, 2982 nucleotides. RefSeq lists its product as hypothetical. Lineage: Eukaryota; Fungi; Ascomycota; Dothideomycetes; Pleosporales; Phaeosphaeriaceae. The transcript has 3 exons. Gene Ontology annotation, molecular function: 3'-5'-RNA exonuclease activity; RNA binding. Gene Ontology annotation, cellular component: exosome (RNase complex); P-body. The record is from RefSeq and is a predicted model, not a curated record. Gene Ontology annotation, biological process: mRNA catabolic process. Bases 1 to 2982 code for a protein of 993 amino acids.